Molecule: messenger RNA, 825 nt
Organism: Penaeus indicus
Lineage: Eukaryota; Metazoa; Arthropoda; Malacostraca; Decapoda; Penaeidae
Product: spermatocyte protein spe-8-like
Exons: 3
Coding region: 1-825 (274 amino acids)
Biological process (GO): protein phosphorylation; signal transduction
Cellular component (GO): cytoplasm
Molecular function (GO): protein kinase activity; ATP binding
Source: RefSeq, a predicted model, not a curated record
AUGGCGUUGCGACCCAAAUUAUUAGAUUCUCUCUCUGAUCCAUUGCCUCGACCUAUAUCGGACCACAAUACUACCACAAAUGAGGAUAAGAUAUUAGGUCAUAUGAGAAUAACCGAAACAUUAUUCUACUGGGGACUGACAUCUACGAAUGAGCUAACAACGGUAGAUGGAUUCCUCUCACCCAAGGGCAAAGACGCCGUGGCCAAGGUGGCCCAUACGAAGAAGCGCGCCCGCCUGUUUGAGUGGGAAGUGAGGACCUUGUUGGCCCUGAAUGGCCUCGGAGGAACGCCCCGAGUCCUGGCAGUGUGCGAGGACUAUCUGGGAUUCCUCAUGCAAUUCUGUCCGGGAAAAACUCUCAAGGACAUGCUCGAGGAGAAGGCCCCCGUGAGCACCAUUCUCCGGGGGAUCUACGACCUGGCGCUGAAGGUCCAGGACAUCCACCUGGCAGGGUUCGCCCACAACGACAUCAAGUCGGACAACGUGAUCCUGGAGACGAGCGCCGACGGCCUCGAGGUCACGGCGCGGGUGAUCGACCUCGGCCUGUCCACGCGGCUCGGCCUGCGUCCCGGCUUCCAAGGGGACCCGGGGUUCCUGCGCCACAUGGCCCCCGAGCUCCUGCAGAUGGGCGCGGCCAGCGUGGAGUCGGACUUGUACUCCUUCGGGAACAUCCUGAGGUCCGUCAUGGAGCAAUAUUCGGAGGCCUUUCCCGAGGAAUGCCAGUUGAGGUUCAUGGUCUGGAACCUGACCUGCUCUCAGCCGGAAUGGCGCCCGCCUUUCCAGAUGUUCCUGGACGUUCUGGCCAACAGUCUCGACGUCCACGCUUGA